GUGUGUCUCUCUUAUUCCGUCUUUCUCUCAGUGUGUUCGUGGAUCUGUUCGGGACGGUUCGGAAUAACUGGAUUAUUAUCAGGACGCGUUUAUGAAGUGGUUUCUGUUAGUGAGAGUCCACGUGAUUCGAUUUCUCGAACGGCGCGAGUUCUGCGAUUUAAAUUUUAACGGAUUUUUCUGUGAUUCUAACGCUUUUAAUAUCGUAAGUUUGUCAUGAGCGCUUCUGAAAACCCGAACGAGUCCAAACUUGAGGCGGUGAUUCAGAGGUUGGAGGAGAGCGUUCUGUCUGAGGAGAAGCGGCUGACGGUUCGAGGAUCUUCUCCAGAUGAACCUCCGGCCUCUUUACCGGCCCGCGUGCGAGAGAUCGUCUCCAGGAACCUGAGCGACAGCGCUGGAGGCAUGUCGUCGGGUCUGUCUCUUCAGGACGAGAACCGGGUUCUGCAGGCAGAACUGAGUCGUGUGGAGGAUCUUCUGGCUCACAGUCGAGCAGAACGAGAUGAGCUGGCCAUCAAAUACAGCGCCAUCAGCGAGAGAUUGGAGCAGGCGCUGCGUUUGGACGCGGGCGAGGAGGGACUGGACUCUCCAGAGUCUCGCAGUCUGGCGCAGCAGAACGUAGAUCUGCGCAGACGUCUGGACGAGGAGCAGGCGGCGUAUAAGCGCAAACUCACGGCGUAUCAGGAGGGGCAGCAGAGACAAGCGCAGCUCGUACAGAAACUACAGGCCAAGGUCCUCCAGUACAAGAAGAAGUGUGCGGAUCUCGAGCAGACGCUGCUGGAAAGAUCCACCGCUCAGUGUGACAGUAACGGCCACCGGCGGGACGAGGAUGAGCCGAGCAGCGAGCUGGAGAGCGCCCUCAUCCGGCUGGAAGAGGAACAGCAGAGGAGCAGCGGCCUGUCCGCCGUCAACGCUAUGCUGCGGGAGCAGCUGGAACAGGCCGGACUGGCCAAUGAGGCGCUCAGCCAGGACAUCCGCAGACUCACGGCCGAUUGGACCAAAGCCAGGGAGGAGCUGGAGCAGAGGGAGUCUGAUUGGAGGAGAGAGGAGGAGUCUUUCCACAGUUACUUCAGCAGCGAGCACAACCGUCUGCUGGCGCUCUGGAGGCAGGUGGUGGGCUUCCGCAGAUACGUGUGCGACCUGAAGAGCGCCACCGAGAGGGAUCUGUGUGAGGUGCGUAACGAGCUGUCGUGCGCGGCGCAGAGCGUGCAGCUGCAGUGCGUGAGCGUGUGCGCGGCCCUGCGCAGUCGUGAGGACGGGUCUGCGCUGCUGCUCGAGAGAGAGACGGGUCAGAGACUGCAACUGGAGCAGCAGCUCAGAGAGACGGUGAACGAGAUGAUGACGCUGCAGGCCAAGAGCGACUCCGAGAGAGCCGAACUCAACACACGGCUUGUGGAUGCAGUGAGAGAGCUGGAGCGUCUCAAGGCUCGUGUGGAGGACAGAGAACAGGAAGUCACAACACUCAACAGGAAACUACAGGAUCAGAGGAGUCUUGAGGAGACAGAAGUUCAUUCAAUGAAGAAACACACUGCAGCACUGCAGAACACACUCCGAGACAUCACACAGCUGGUAUUGUCUGACAGUGACGGUGUGGACGAAAACACUGAAGAGUCUCUGCUGCCACUGCUGCGCUCUUCAUCAUCAUCAUCAUCAUCAUCAUCAUCAUCAGCAGCCGUGAUCCCUGACAGCUGUCUGUCUGCACUGCGCUCCACUCUGACCAGCAGACAGAUACAACUACAGGAGCUGCGUGAGCGUCUGCAGUCUGCGCAGUCUUCGGUGCAACAGCUGCGCAAGCAGCAGGGGGAGGCGGAGUCAGGCCGGCGGGAGGCGGAGCUCCGCGUGCAGACGCUGCAGGCAGAGAGAGACGAGGCUCAGCAAGAGAGAGAGACCGCUGUGAGAGAUCGAGACCGACUGAGACAGGAGAGAGACGCGAUGAGCAGCGAGAAGGACGCGGUGGAUAAGGCCGCGCAGGCGGCGCAGACGCAGGUGCAGCUGCUGCAGUUGGAGUGCGACAGGCUGCAGCUGGCCGUCACGUCUGCGCAGAGAGAACGCGAACACGAACGGGAGGAAAGAGACGCCGCCGCGCUCGAGAGAGAACGAGCACGAGCCGAGACCGACAGAAUUCAGCAGCUGUGGGAGGAGUCAGAGCGUCGCGCCUCUUCACUGCGCGCUGAACUGGCGGCGCUGAGGGAGUCUCUCCAGCAGGGGGCGACAGACCGACAGCUGAUGGAGGCCGAGAACAGACAGCUGAGCGACGCACUCAACAGGAGCGGCAGCAGUCACACUGAACUCUCUCUAGUGCUCAACAAGCUUCAUUCAGAGGAGUCGUCACUCAGAGAUUCUCUCGCUAAGAUGAGCGGCAUUAACGAGAGUCUCGCGCAGGACAAAUCUGACCUCAACAGCCUCAUCGUACAGCUGGAGGAGGAAAAGAGUGUGUUACUGUCUCAGCGAAGAGAAGCGGAACAGGAGAAACUGACCAUCAGAGAUGAGCUCGUCCGCUCCGAGCAGGACCGACUGGAGCUGGACUCCGUCCGUCUCGCUCUCCACCAAUCGCUGCGGGAGUCUGAGCUGGCCAGGGCGGGGCUGGAGGCGGAGCUUCAGUCCUUGCAGGCCGACAGAGCCAAACUCCAGGACAGAAUCACACAGCUGAUUGGUGAGGUGGGCGCUUUGGAGGCGGAGCUCGGUUCUCUCCGCGGCGAAGGAGACAGGCAGAGCGGCGCUCUCGAGGAGGCGGUGCGUGGGCGGGCGGAGCUUGUGCGAGAGAGGGCGGGGCUUCUGGUUCAGCUGACGGCGUCGGAGAGAGAGAACGCCGCCCUGACGGAGGAGCUCGCCGCCUUCAGGACGGAGCGAGAGAGUCUGGAGACGAGCCUGUUCGAGCUGCAGCAGCAGAUCAAUCAGAUCGAGUCCCGACGCGAACAGCUGGAGUCAGAGAACCAGAACCUGAGACUGCGCACUGACAGCACGACAGCGGAGCUGAAGCGUUUGCGCGCUGACAGAGAGACGGUUCUGUCUCAGAGCGAGAAAGAGAAAGACGCGCUGAGAGACGCGCUCACGGCCGCUCAACAGGAGGCGCAGCGAGCUCUGCGUACCGCCCUGUCCGACCACCAGGAGGAGCUGGAGAGACUGACCAAUCAGAAGGAGGCGCUGCGCUGCAGUCUGGAGGCCGAACGGGAGGCGGCGCUGCGGCGCGUCCGAGAACACCUGGAGGAGCAGACGAUCCGUCUGGAGAAGGAGCGCGACGAGCUUCAGGAGGAGCUGCGUUCCCUCCAGCGCGACCGGGACCAGAGUCUGUUACAGGCCGAGACGGACAAACAGCAGGCGCUGUCCGUGAAGGAAGCGGAGAAGGCGGUUCUGUCGGAGAAGGUGAGCUCCCUACAGGCCGAGCUGAGCACUGCAGCGCUGGAGCUGGAGAGACUGAACCGGGAGACGGCGCUCCUCAGAGACCAGGAGCGGACUGCAGCUGCGGCUCUAAACGCUGAACUGCAGGAGCUGCGCAGUCAACUGCAGGACGCGGCCGGCGCACACGGACGUGAGCUGCGCAGACUGCAGGAGAACUGCGCCGACCAGCAGACGCGAGCGGAUACGGCGCUCAGCGAGCUGGAGGAGUGUCGCGCGCUGCUGUCGUCCAGCGAGGAGAGCCGUGACGGAGCCAGACGAGACCUGCUGGAGAUGGAGAAACGCUUGUGCCAGAUACGGGACGCGGGGGAGGGGCACAGGCGAGAGGGGGUGGAGCUACGGCACUCCCUCAGUGAUGUCAGCAAGGAGAGGGACGCUCUCAGCCAAUCAAACGUGCAGCUGAGGGAGGCGCUGAGAGCGGCGGAGAGCGAGAGAAUCAGUGUGAAGCGCGUGUGUGAGGAGAAGGAGCAGAAGGUGUCUCUGCUGGAGGAGAAUCUGGCGUCUGCGCAGAAGGAGGUGUCGGAUCUGCGCAGCUGUCUGCGUGAGGUGGAGAGGUCCAGACUGGAGGCGCGCAGGGAGCUGCAGGAGCUGCGCAGACAGGUGAAGGUUCUGGACGUGGAGCGCGAGCAGAAGGGGAAGCAGCUGGCCGAACUGCAGGCGCGUCUGUCGGUGGAGGAGCAGAAAGACGAGGAGCGAGCCCGAGAACUGAUCUCGCUCAAACAGAGACUCGCCGACAACGAAACUAGCAGGAGCUCUCUUCAGAAAGAGCUGUCUUCUCUACAGCGGCGUCUGAGCGAGAGCGAGUCGUGCUGGCGCGGUCGCGAGCGCGAGUUGGCGUCUCAGCUGCAGGAGGCUCGCGGCUGCGAGAAGAAGCUCCAGGACGAGGCGCGUAACCUCUCGGUGCGAGCUCAGUCGGCCUGCGACGCGUCUGCGCAGAUGCAGCUGGAGCUGAGCGAGGCGCAGGGUCGUCUGGCUGCGACGGAGGCGGAGCUGUCGCGUGCGGAGGCGUCCCGCAGGGAUCUGGAGUUCAGGCUGUGCAGCCUUCAGUCGGCGCUCACGCGCACGCUGGGCAUCGGGGCCGGUGGGCGGAGCGGCAGCAGGGGGCGGAGCCCGGCAGGCUCCUCCCCCUCCUCUCUGACCUCAGGGAUGAUGUCUCGCCACCGGAGCGUGUCUCCGCUGCACUGCUCGCUAUCGCCAUCCAAAGACGUGGCAGGUAACGUCACUCCUGAUAACACCAUCGUGUUGCGGCCGCUGUCUCCAGAGAGGACGGACGCCCCGCUGCCCGUCGCCCUGCCGGAGCUGGACCCGGAAACCCUGCGCAGCGGCCUCAGAGACUUCCUGCAGGAGCUGCGCGAGGCUCAGAGAGACAGAGACGAGGCGCGGGGUCAGCUGGGGUCACUGCAGAGGGAACUGGAGGAAGUGACGGGAGAGAGAGACUCCGCCCACCAGCGCCUCAUUCAGCUACACCACACGCUACAGGAGAGCCAAGAGGAUAAGCGUGCGGCGGACGAGAAAAUGUCGUCGACUCAAGCUCUGCUGCAGCAGCAGGAAGAGUCCCUGCGGAGAGCGGACCGAGACCGACGAGCGCUAAACGAGCGAAUCAAAGAGCUGGAGAGACUUUCGCUGAACACCGAGACUGAGCGCAAGCGCGUGGAGGAGCAUUGCAGCAAGCUGCGCGGCAGCGAGGCGCGUUUGGAGGCGGAGCGUCGGCGGCUGCGUGAGGCUCUGGAGGCGGCCGAGGGGCGUGGCACACGGGUGGAGCUGGGGAGGCGGAGUCUGGAGGGGGAGCUGCAGAGACUGAGACUGAGUCUGGCCGAGAGAGAGAUGGAGAUCCAGACGGCUCACGACCGACACGACAGCGCCAUCAAACAGGUGGCGGAGGGUGAAGCUCGCGUCGCGUCUCUUCAGCGUGAGGUGGAGCGACUCACGGCGCUGUUGUCUAAAGUUCAGGACGGAGAGAGCGUUCAGAGAGAGCGAGCGCUCGCGCUUUCCCAGAGCCUGCAGGAAGCCACCGCCGCCCACAGCGCCACCCAGGGGCGUCUCACCGCACUGCAGAAAACACUGGGACAGGCUGAGAACGAACGCAGACAACUGCAGGAGCGUGUAGACGGACUCAGAGCGUCCGUGUCGGACGGGAAGCGUAUUAUCGCCACACUAACGGAGCGUGUGCAGACACUGCAAUCGGAACUGACCCAGAGUCAGCUGCGCAGAUCUGAGCUGGAGACGGAGCUGCACAACACUCAGGAGGCUCUGCGGCAGAAAUCAGACAGUCUGAUGGAAGCCCAGCGCAGUGUGCAGUCUGUGCAGACAGACAGAGCGUCUGCAGAGGAGCGUCUGCGCAGCCUACAGAGAGCCGUGGCCUUACUGGAGACAGAGAAGAGAGAUGCAGAGCGUCAGGCCGUCCGGCUGGAGAAAGACAAGGCUGCGCUGAGAAACACUCUGGACAAGGUGAGACAGUCGUCUGUCUGUCAUCUGUCUGUCUGUCUGUCUGUCUGUCGUCUGUUUGUCUGUCUGUCUGUCUGUCUGUCUGUCUGUCUGUCUGUCUGUCUGUCUGUCUGUCAGUCUGUCUGUCUGUCUGUCUGUCUGUCUGUCAGUCUGUCUGAAGAGUUGUGCGGCGUCAAAAAGAAGAUUGCGUUGUGUCUGGCUCAGCUGGCGGAACUGGAGCAGAGUCACAGCGCCAGCGAGCAGGCGGCCCGUCUGCGUGAGGACGCCCAGCGGGAGGCCGAGAGACUGCGCGUCAGUCAGAGAGAGGCCGAGCGGACGCUGGCGGCCCGAGAGAGAGCGCACCGGCAGCGCGUCAAGGGUCUGGAGGAGCAGGUGUCCACGCUCAAGGAGCAGCUCCAGCAGGAGAUCCGCCGCAGAACGCCGUCGCUGUCGUCCACGGUCAGCUGAUCCACACCGAUUCACAGCUCUGCCGCGUCUUCACAACUGCGUCCGGUGCCACCUCGCUUACACAGUGUUUGUGUGCUAAAUGUGCACUGCAGUUUUACUGCGCUUCAUGUUUGUGGAUGUUUCUUAACAUAUUUUACCUUUCUUAGAAAAAAUUGGAGUAUUUUUAACAAAAUGGUGAAUCUAUGAAAGCUUGUUUCUGCCACAGAAGGUAAUUGUGACUUUUUAGUCUUAUAAUUAGUUUAUGUACAGUUAUAAACAAUACAGUUUAUAUCUCACAAUACCCUGAAUCGCACGGAAAAAAGGUCAGAAUUGUAACCUAAAAAGUCGCAAUUAUCUUUUUUAAUUUAUUUUGUGGUGGAAACAAGCUUCCAUGUGAAUCUUUUAAAGCCCGUCCAGAAAUGUCAGAACACUAUUUACCCCAAAACCAAAAGGAAAAAAAAGUAUUUUGCUUAAAAAGAGUUGAGCCUAUGUUUAGGACCAAUAUUUUUUUUACAAUGUGACUUUAUACAUUACAGUGUACGAUAGCAUUUUAGUGCCACCUUAAAAUGUUUUUACAAAUCUAAAAUUACGAGUAAUCAAUUAUAAUAUUUUAAGAAUAACGUCAAAAUAUUUCAAGAAUAAGGUCGAAAUUACGAGAAAAAAUUGAAAUUUCAAGAAUAAAGUCGAAAUGUUUAGAGAAUAAAGUAAAUAUUUUGAGAAUAAAGUCAAAAUUUCGAGAAUGAAGUUGAAAGUGUGAGAAUAAAGUUGAAAUGUUUCAAGAAUAAAGUUGAAAUGUUUCAAGAAUAAAGUCGAAAUUAUGAGAAUUAAAUAGAAAUUAUGAGAAUAAAGUCUAAAUGUGCCACGUUAUUCUCGAAACACUUUGCCUUUAUCCUCAUAAUUUUGACUUUAUUUGUUUAAAUAUUUCGACUUCAUUCUUGUAAUAUUACAACUUCAGUUUUGUAAUCUUAGAUUUUUGUAAUUUUUUAAUGUUGAACUAAAACGCUGUCGUAUUAAUGAGAAUUAAGCACAUUUUAUUCUCGUAAUUCAUGUUACUGUAAUGGUAAAAAAGAGUUUUGCAGACAUGUUUUUAGAGGGAAAAUAUAACUGUCUUAAUGGAUGAACAAAGUGCUCACAUUCCCUAAACACUGACACACUCAACACUUGAUAAAUACUUGAAUAUUUUACUGUAAUAUUUAUAGUUCAUGUGAAUGAGUUCAGGAACUGACUUUGAACCAUUUUUUUAAAUACUGAAACAAUUGUGAACUGUCAUGUUUUAUAAUUUGUAAUGCAGUAAUUUUACUAUUAUGUUUUUACCUCAACUGAUUGUUGACAGGUCAUUUUUAUCAACUAGUGAUGUGAACUGAUGUUAAUCCACUCACCCUUCAGUUAAACCCGCUCUCAAUCUGAAAUAUAAACAUUUCACUUACGUUUUGCUGUUGAGUUUUCGCCGCUGAAGUGUCCACUUUAACAGUGAGACUGACUCAUAAACACAAGACCUAAGAAAACGUGUGUAAAAUGUCCGUUUCAUCACGUCAAAAGUCUCUGUCAAAGCUGUUGAUCUCACCGCUGGUCGCGCGCGCUUUACUCCGGGAGCGCGUGCACGUGAACAAACGGAUUUUGGCGGGAAUGGCGCGAAUUACUGAGGUGAGACACUCGACGGCAAACUAUAUCAAUAAUUGUUAUUUUAAUUCAUUUUCAAAAGCAAUAAUAUUAAGGUGCAGGUUACAUACAGUUAAAUCAGAAGCAAAGAAAACAUCUGGAGCGAUCAUCAUCGCGUCAAUGGCUUAUUGUGUAUCGUUACUAAAAACAAAAGGCAUUUUAAUUGAUGUUUUAAAACUGCUCAGUCUUUUGGUCCGUGUGUGUAUACAUGUGAAUGAGAUACAGUCUUACUCCUGUUGCUAGAACUGUUUUUGUACACAUUAAAAUGUUUUGAAAAGUU
This is a messenger RNA of Labeo rohita (rohu), 8200 nucleotides long. RefSeq names its product rootletin-like. The transcript has 36 exons. Bases 214 to 6282 code for a protein of 2022 amino acids. The record is from RefSeq and is a predicted model, not a curated record. NCBI's taxonomy places the organism in Eukaryota, Metazoa, Chordata, Actinopteri, Cypriniformes, Cyprinidae.